Molecule: messenger RNA, 3282 nt
Organism: Penaeus indicus
Lineage: Eukaryota; Metazoa; Arthropoda; Malacostraca; Decapoda; Penaeidae
Exons: 10
Coding region: 37-1761 (574 amino acids)
Biological process (GO): protein polyubiquitination
Cellular component (GO): SCF ubiquitin ligase complex
Molecular function (GO): ubiquitin-like ligase-substrate adaptor activity; protein binding
Source: RefSeq, a predicted model, not a curated record
CUGUCGUUACCCUCGCCGAUUCGCUUGGAAGCAGAGAUGGAGGAGAGUAAACCUGUAGAAUAUAAACACAUCAGAAAACUUCGCAAAAAAUUGCGGCAAAUUGAAUACCUUGAACUCUUGAACCGGGACCUAAAUGAAGAGGAGAUUAUCAAGGUAAACAGCAAAGAUAACGUUCGUGCAGAACUUCAGAGGCUGUUAAAGGAAUAUUUUCCGGAUGAAGUUGAUAUAAUGAAAAGGACAGGAGGUGAGUUCAGCAAUGAGCCUCAAGAGAAAAAAAGUCGAAAUGGGGAAGAGGAAGUGGAGUUCUGUGAUUUCUCCACCACUUCUGUGGAAACUGUCAAAGAAGAGAAUCAAGGAAAACCUGCAGUCACUUCACAGACCCAAGUGGCAGAAGCUGUUAAUGCAAUUAAGCCACAGAAGACAUCUAGGCCGACUCAAGCCGUUGCAGAAGGGGAGAUAACUUCAAAACAGGAUAUUCCCCAAGAGAAGGUGCCUCAGCCAGCAAAGGGAAAGCCAGCAGAGCCAACAAAACCAAAGAAAGAACCAUGUAUAUGGAGAGAUACCAAUUAUAAAGUGUAUACUUUGAAAGGUCAUAAUGACAUCAUUUUAGAUGUGGACUGUUCUGAUGGAUAUGUUCUCUCAGCAAGUCGGGAUACAACAGUGAGGGUUUGGCGUGUGGGUGGCAUAGAAGAAGAAAGGAGUCUGCGUGGCCAUAGAGCAUCAGUUACCUCAGUGGCAUUUCUCCCUGGAGAACUUGCAGCUACUGUGUUGGCAAAGCUGGAGUCGGAGUAUGAUGAGAUCCCAUCAGUACAAGGACAACAAUCACCAGAAUGCAGAGUGCUAGCUGUGUCAGGUGGACUUGACUGUACAGUGAAGGUGUGGGAUAUUAUCUCAGGUGAAAGCCAUGGGUCCAUAUACACUUAUAAUGGAAUAACUUGCUUGAGUUGUGGAACAUGGGGCAUUGUGACAGGCACAGAGGGUGGCAAAUUGGAAAUAUGGUGUGUUUCAAGUGGCCAGCGCUUUGCCUUUGUUAAUGCCUUUGAGAGCCAAGUCAUAUCUGUUACUGUCAAAGGAAAUGUGAUAUAUGCAGGAAGUUUUGAUGGUGAAAUUGGAAUAUGGAAGUAUGAUAGCAAGAAAAGAACUCUGGGAACUCAGUACCUAUUGGAACCUGAAUCUCCAACUCAAGUGAGGCUGAAGCAGCUGUCUUGUCUAGCAGCUCAUGGUGACUGUGUGUAUCUUGGAGACAGUGGACCGAAUAUUAAGAAAUUUAACUGGAAGAAGAGCAGUGCAACAAGAUUGAAAAAUCAUGUAGGGGAUGCAGGGAUGACGGACAGCUUAACUAUCACUCCGGAGGGACAUCUUCUUUCUGCCUCCUAUUACGUGGAUGUAGGCUAUCCAUCAGUCAAUGUUCGCAGCAUAGAUAAGGAUGAAUACAUCUGCAGUCUAAUCAGUCAGGGUGAAGGACGAUACCUUACUAUGUGCACUGCUCAAGGGGUGAUUGUAACAGGUGGCCACGAGCUAAAAGUUUGGGUUUCAGGAGCAAGCGGAAAGACUCCCAGGAAGAAUUCAGGAAUUGAGACUGUUCGACCAAGCUUUCUUCGUAAAUUGUCAGGUCCUGCUCAAGACACUUCUGACGAAGAUACUGACUUUGCAUCAACCACUGAUGAUGAUGAUGAUGAUGUACAAGUGAGAGCAGGACCAAAUUCUUCUAUGCUGGGUGAGAGUAAUGAUAACUCAAACUGGUGGUGCACAAUUAUAUAAUGUACUUUCACAGAAAAUAUAAAGUAUAAUUGUACUUGGUUUGCAGACCAGGAAAUUGAUCUUACUUUUGCAGUGUCAUUGACAUCUCCUGUGCUUGGGAAUGUUUAUGACUGAUGUCUAUGGUGAUUGGUCAAAAGGAAUUUACUUCAAAUUGAAAUACAUUUAUUUUAAUUAUGUGGACUAGAUUGACAAAUCAUUUUUUUAUGGAAGAUAACAUAUUUAUGUUUCUGGAUGAUAUGGAAAAUAGGACCUUGUUUUGAUCUGUUGUGAUAGAUGUAGAAAGUGAGUUGUGAUAGGUGUAGAGAGUGUUAAUUGACUCUGCUUAUUUUAACUUGCUGAUCUGCAGCAUGCUGUUUAUAAUGUUUUCAUUGACUGCACUUCUUAUUCAAUACUUCUGUUCCUGCAUUUUUGGUUAUUCUAGGUAUUCAGAAAUUAUAGCUUCAGAGUUUUUUUCCUAACCUCUCUGGCUGUAUUUGGACUCUAUAGAAAACCCAAUCACCCCGUAAUUACACAUAGACGGCUGUACAAGUGCUUAGUCACCUACAUAUCUCACCUGUUUACUCUUUUUCUUGACUUUUGGAAAGGGUCUUUUGCAUUAUUUCAUUGUCUUAAAUGUUAUUGAAGUUUUAAUAACAAUUUAAUGAUCAUAACAUCUAUAACAAUAAUAACAGUAUCGAUGUCAACUGUAAUAAUAAAAAACAUAUUUCCCGCCAAUUCAAGGAAUGGGGAAAUCAGGAUCGGUCAAUAGGACUACUGAUCGACUCCUUGCUGGCUGAGUACAUGUUGAGGCAUUUGUAUGUAACAUUCACAAAAAAACUAGAGGGGACAGAACAUAAAUAUGGGGUGGAUGGGUUAAGAGUAGGAAAAAAUAUGCACGACCCUAGGAAAUACGGGAUGUUAUUUUGAACUAUUAUUUUAUAACUUCUGUCGGGAGUACUAAAAUACAAGUUCUUGAUAUACUUUAUAUUAAUGUAGGUAUAGGAUUUAUUGUAUGUGAUAUAUUACAUGUAUUCAUAUAUACAGGUUAAUAGAAAUGUAAUAUAUUUGAUAAAAAAUGAUAUUUGAGUUAUGAAAGAAAGGAAUUAAUAUGCAAAGAAUUGUGUAUGUGAUUGAUAUAUUAUAUGUGCCUUAACAAAUACCAAGUGAUAUUUUUUUGUAGAUUAUCUAGCAAAUUUCAUAAUUGAAGGACUAAAGCAUUAAGAAGACUUAGGUAAUUAAAAUAUGAUCUUCCUAUAAAUUCCUGAAACAAAAGCAACUUAUUAUAGUAAGAGUAUGGUGCUCAGUGAAGGACUUUUUUAUAUAAUAAUUACCUGUCAUUGUUGCUCUUGACUUAAAGAAAUCAUUUGUUAAGUGGUUUAUAGUAUACUAUAUAGAGUUACAUGAGUUCAAUAAAAAUAUUUUAGGUGUGGACAAAAUAAUUUAUGGAUAAUAAGUAACUAUUUUUCUGAGAUAUGAACUGUAAUUUAGAAUAUUGAUAAAUAGCAAUAUAUUUGUUAUGUUUGAAUAAAAUAUAAGAUAUUC